Plectropomus leopardus (leopard coralgrouper) is the source of this 1522-nucleotide messenger RNA. Lineage: Eukaryota; Metazoa; Chordata; Actinopteri; Perciformes; Serranidae. The record is from RefSeq and is a predicted model, not a curated record.
AUGAAUCCACGUGUUUGGAGCAAAGGUAUGUAUUCCUCCAGCAGCAUUCACCUUGACGGCUGUACUGAAGAUCAUCUCUCCUCUGUUCAACCAGACCCCAUGCUGUCAAAUUCAGAUGUGUCAGGUGUUUCUGUGUCUUCACACAAAGACAGACGAGACAUAAAAAUACUACCAGAUAGUUCUUACUACAGCAGCAGUGAUGCUGGUUCAAGUUUGACCUCUUCCAGCCAGCUGGAGCUCAGUCCGUCCAGAAACAGCUUCACUGGACAUCUACCCACGAGAAAGCACUCGUCUCCUGCAUCCAGUUCUUGCAGUCACCAUGAAUGGAGCUUAAACAGCGGCCAUCAAGCAAAGCGUGCCAGAGUAGAAAACAUCAUCAAAGGCAUGACCAGCUAUCCUGGUAUGCACUGCACAGAUGUGAGGAUGAAUCAGGAGUCAGACGGCAUGCAGGAGAGUGAAAAGAUUCAAGAUCAGGAGCUCAUGGUGACAAGGAAGCAGCUUGAGGUGCAACAUCACCUUAGACAACUCAGUACUGGAGUAACCAACACAACAGACAGCAGUAAGGACGAGAAAUAUCCCACCCAGAACGAUUCUUCUGAAACAUCUCCAUUUACAGAUUCAUUAAGUGAGUCUGAAGGCAGAUCAAGAAAAUAUCAAGGAUGGAAGAAGGUGAAGCUGAUGAACUACUUCCAAUCCAAACCUGAGCGGAUAAAGCUGAUGGCAGAUGUUUUGAAGUACGAACUGUCCAGAGCUGUCAGUAGGAGUGUUGACUCUAUUUUCAAAAGCAUGCCGAUCCUACACACAUCGCCAAUUGACGAGGGAAACAUAGAGACUGGUUCACCUCCUAACUCAUCAGCUGGUAAAGAUGAUAAAUUAUCCUGUUGUGUGAAUGCAGAAAUGCAAGUGCCAGAUGUUCAGACAGAAGCUCUGUCUCUGGUGGUGCAAAAGCCCCGACUGGAAAGAGCUGACAAGUUGAUCUUCCAGUCCAGAUCAAGAGCUCGUCCCAAACUUCCGGUCCCCUUCGGCUGUGACUCCGCUCUGCGUGAAGAUCAAACGUCUGAGAGGAAUCACAACACUGCCCGUCAUCAUGCCCUCAGGUGCUUACAUGUUGAAUGCUCUGAGGUUGCAAAGUUCGACACACGUUGGAAUUCGGUCAAGGUGAGAUCGAAGGUCAACUCCAGAUCCACUGUGUCGGUGGAUCCCAUCCUGUUGGAGAGCCUGUGUCUCCCUCAUGUCAAGAUUGAAUCAGAUUGCCUGGUUAAAAACAAGCUGUACAUGAUGAAUGAGGGUCUGACCACUAACCAUCUGAAGAAAGCGAAGCUUAUGUUUUUCUACACUCGCUACCCGAGCUCGCUGGUGCUGAAGAUGUGUUUCCAUGAGGUUCAGGUGAGAAAAUACAUGCAAUACAUGUUGAGCAUGGGUGCAAUUCUUUUACACAUUUGUGUCAGUCUAAUAUGUUAUAUUUACAAAACAUGACUUAAUUUUACUGUAAAAAUACAGGUGGAUAGCAUUCACCACUAUU